AUGGCCAAGUCGCACCUGCUGCUCUGGCUGCUGCUGCUGUCCACGCUCUGUGGCCCAGGUGCUGCUGUCGGGACCACCCUGCCCCUGGCCUGUGCCCAGGGCCCUGUGUUUUGGUGCCAAAGCCUGGAGCAAGCACUGCAGUGCAGAAAACUAGGGCACUGCCUGCAGGAGGUCUGGGGACAUGCGGGAGUCGAUGACCUGUGCCAGGAAUGUGAGGACAUCACCGAAAUCCUCACCAAGAUGACCAAGGAGGCCAUUUUCCAGAACAUGACGCAGAAGUUCCUGGAGCAUGAAUGUGACCUCCUCCCCUUGAAGCUGCUGGUGCCCCAGUGCCGCCAUGUACUCGACCUCUACUUCCCACUGGUCAUCGACUACUUCCAGAGCCAGAUCAACCCCAGGGCUAUCUGCAAGUACCUCGGCCUCUGCAGAGCUGGGCAUCCUGAGCCAGGGCAGGAGCCAGAGCUGCCGGACCCUCUGCUGGACCAGCUGGUCCUCCCUGUGCUGCCUGAGGCUCUCCAGGCGAGGCCCAGGCCUCAGACACAGGCUCUCUCCGAGCAGCAGUUCCCCAUCCCUCUCCCCUUCUGCUGGCUCUGCAGGACUUUGAUCAAGCGGAUCCAAGCCAUGAUUCCCAAGGGUGUGCUGGCCGGGGCUGUGGCCCAGGUGUGCCACGUGGUACCCCUGGUGGCGGGUGGCAUCUGUCAAUGCCUGGCCCAGCGCUACACUGUCAUCCUGUUGGACAGUCUGAUGGACCACAUGCUGCCCCAGCUGGUCUGUGGCCUUGUCCUCCGGUGCUCCAGCGAGAAUGGCAAUAACCCAGGCCUCACCGCUCUGGGGUCCUUGCCGGGAGAAUGGCUACCGCAAGACUCCCAGUGCCACCUCUGCAUGUUCGUGACCACCCAGGCAGGGAACAGCAGUGAGCAGACUGCACCAGAGGCAAUGCGCCAGGCCUGCCUCGGCUCUUGGAUGGACAGGCAAAAGUGUGAGCAGUUCGUGGAGCAGCACUUACUGCAGCUGCAGAGCCUGAUGACCAGGGGCUGGGAUGCCCGCACCACCUGCCAGGCCCUGGGGGUGUGUGCAACCACGAUCAGUCCUCUCCAGUGUGUCCACAGCCCCCACUUCUAA
Molecule: messenger RNA, 1122 nt
Organism: Pteropus alecto (black flying fox)
Lineage: Eukaryota; Metazoa; Chordata; Mammalia; Chiroptera; Pteropodidae
Gene: SFTPB
Product: surfactant protein B
Exons: 10
Coding region: 1-1122 (373 amino acids)
Source: RefSeq, a predicted model, not a curated record